UGGUAUGGUCACAUGGUCUUUCAAGAUGGCCGCGCCCUGCAGCAAAGGGGUGUAGAAGCAGAUAGUGUUGUGCAAACACGUUUUAAUGACAGUUGAGGAGACGCAGGUCGCAAUUGACAUCUCUAGAGAGAGACAGAGGAGUAAAACGGUCACCCCCUCAACCUCGCCAACAUGAGCAACGACGGUUUAAUCCUCCCCAAGGACUUUCCCCAGAUCCAGAACGAUACAUUUCUGCGAGCAGCACGAGGAGAAGAAACUGAACAUGUCCCUGUCUGGUGUAUGAGACAGGCUGGACGAUACUUACCAGAGUUUCGUGAGUCCAGAGCAGGGAAGGAUUUCUUUGAGACAUGUCGGUCACCAGAGGCCUGCUGCGAGCUCACUCUGCAGCCUCUGAGACGUUUUCCCUUCGAUGCUGCCAUCAUCUUCUCUGACAUCCUGGUUAUCCCACAGGCCUUGGGUAUGGAUGUGCAGAUGGUGGCAGGUAAAGGUCCUACAUUCCCGGACCCUCUGAAGGAGCCAGAAGACCUGCAGCGUCUGCGGUCUAAAGUGGAUGUGGACAAAGAACUGGGCUACGUCUUCAAAGCCAUCACACUGACCAGACACAGGAUUGAGGGCAAAGUGCCGCUCAUAGGAUUCACUGGAGCUCCGUGGACGCUGAUGUCCUACAUGAUAGAAGGCGGAGGCUCCAACACCCACUCUAAGGCAAAGCGUUGGCUGUACCGACACCCAGAGGCCAGCCACAUGCUGCUGAGGAUGCUGACAGACGUGAUAGUGGAGUAUCUGCUUGGACAGGUCGCAGCUGGAGCUCAGGCUCUGCAGGUGUUCGAGUCUCACGCCGGCAUUCUCGGGCCAGUCGAGUUUAGAGAGUUCUCUCUGCCUUACCUUCGAGACAUCGCUCGGCGAGUCAAAGAUAAACUCAAGGAGGGCGCAAAGGACAUUCCCAUGAUUGUGUUUGCAAAGGAUGCUCACUAUGGUCUAGAGGAUCUGUCUCAGUCUCAUUAUGAGGUGGUUGGGCUGGACUGGACCAUUGACCCACAAACAGCACGGGAGCGCACAGGAGGGAAGGUCAGCCUGCAGGGAAACAUGGACCCUUGUGCUCUCUACGCUCCAAAGGAGCACAUUUCAGACAUCGUGAAGAAGAUGCUGGAGGGUUUCGGCACAAGGGGCUACAUCGCCAACCUGGGUCACGGCCUUUAUCCCGACAUGGACCCGGAUAAUGUGGGCGCCUUCGUCGAAGCCGUGCACCAACACUCUAAACGGAUGAUCAAACAAAUGUAAAGGAUGGACGUGCGUGUGAGGGAGAGUGUAAGCCCAACAUGCUGAUGUUAGUGAUGGAAAAAAAAAAAAGCCAUUUUUUGAUUGAAAAACCAUGGAGAUUUUCUUUCUUUUAAAAAAACAACAACAACACUGACCUAAUAUUAAUGAACGAUACAAAAACACAUACAUUCACUACAUUCUCGUCCAGUUUAGAUUUUCAGGAUAAAAAAGAUGUUUUCUGCUCAUCACAUAAUAUGUUCAUCUGACCAGGAGUGGAUUAUGUUUUUUAUGUUUUUCCAUUGGAUGGAUCAUUUUUGCAAGUACAUGUACAUUACAAAUGCAUUUAAGUUGUGUGGAAUUUAUAUUAAUAUUGGAUCUAUUCAAAACAGCUUUUACUUCGAGAUGAAAGCUUUUCCUUUUCAUGCAAUCAAACUCCCCAUAAUGUCACUCCAGCACAGACACACAUUUAUAACCUUCUGGUAUCUGUAAACCUCUUCAAUGAUAGCUGAGAUCUUCAUCAGUAUCGGUGUCCUUAAAGAAAAACAAGAAGGAUCCAAACUGCUGUGACAAAAAGAGCUGGUGAUUUGGCAAAAGACACAUUUUACUGCACAUUACACAUUACUGCAGUUAUAAAAUAUGUUUUUGGGGGGGAAAUGUCAGCACACAGCAGUUGAUCAUUCCACCAUCUAACAUCUUAACCGUAAACAAAGUCCCCCGCUCGAUCUCAGCACAAAGAGAUUUAUUUUUAGUCCCGCAGAAAGAAAAUCCUCUAAGAAAUGCAGGUUGUACAAGAAGAGGCCUUAUGCUGUCUUUAUUUUUCACCUAAAUCAGUUUUUCUUUAUUUCAUCAACUCAGCCUUGUAGACAAAUUGGUUUAUGAAGUGAAUCACAUUGUGAGAUUCCUGAGAGGAUGCUUGUGAUUGCCAUUUUCCAGAUUAUUAAAACCCAUAAAUGUGUAUAUCUGGCUGUUUUUUUCUGUCCACGUCAAUAAAGACUGAAUUCAUUUUUGUGAAAUGUA
This is a messenger RNA of Cottoperca gobio, 2274 nucleotides long. RefSeq names its product uroporphyrinogen decarboxylase (gene urod). The transcript is spliced from 10 exons. Lineage: Eukaryota; Metazoa; Chordata; Actinopteri; Perciformes; Bovichtidae. Gene Ontology annotation, cellular component: cytosol. The coding region runs from base 172 to 1278 and encodes 368 amino acids. The record is from RefSeq and is a predicted model, not a curated record. Gene Ontology annotation, biological process: heme biosynthetic process. Gene Ontology annotation, molecular function: uroporphyrinogen decarboxylase activity.